AUGAGGAAUACAAAUAUUUGUAUGUUGAUUUUAAUUUAUAAAAAGAUGAACAAAGUUUCAAAAGAUGAAAUAACUAUAUCUAUUUAUUUAUUUAUUUUUAUAUAUGUAUAUUGUUAUGGACUCCAAAAAAAUUGGAAAUUGAUGUUAUAAGCUUACUUAUAUUAAUGGAUAAGAUUUUUAGUUAAGAAGAUUAUUAUAGAUGAGGUAAGAUAAAAUAUCUUAUUAGUUAUUAUUAUUAUUUUUUUUAUUUUUAUAAUUAUUAUUAUUAAUAUUAUUAUCAUUUAUUUUUUUUUCACUAUGGUAUUUUUAUUUUAGUCAGGAUGUAAUCCUCUGAUUCUAAGUAUCUGUACUGGCUACUCUAAACAAUAAUAACUUUCAAUUUAUAGGUUAUGUAAUGUCUUGGAUUUUUUUUGUUUGAGGCAAUAAGAAGAUAAGUAAUAAGCCACCUCAGUCAAUUUCGUUUGGCCUAAGUUUUUGUUAGGAUGGGAGUAGAAGAAUUAAUUUUAUUAAGAAAAUAAAAAGAUUUAAAGUAAAACUAAAUUUUUAUCUAUCUUAAUGAAAAUGUUUCUCUAUUCCAAUGAUCUAACAAGGAAUAAAUAAUGUUAGUUGGCAGCUUAGUAUAUAUGUUAGGCUUAAUACUGA
Molecule: messenger RNA, 642 nt
Organism: Tetrahymena thermophila SB210
Lineage: Eukaryota; Ciliophora; Oligohymenophorea; Hymenostomatida; Tetrahymenidae
Product: transmembrane protein, putative
Exons: 1
Source: RefSeq, a predicted model, not a curated record